This is a messenger RNA of Juglans regia (Persian walnut), 1795 nucleotides long. RefSeq names its product lysine histidine transporter-like 8. The record is from RefSeq and is a predicted model, not a curated record. Lineage: Eukaryota; Viridiplantae; Streptophyta; Magnoliopsida; Fagales; Juglandaceae. Gene Ontology annotation, cellular component: plasma membrane. The coding region runs from base 69 to 1643 and encodes 524 amino acids. The transcript has 5 exons.
UGUGAGGCGGGGGAGGAGAUCAGGAAGAGAGGAGAGGAGUGAAGGAAAUUGCAGUAAGCGAGGAAGAGAUGGAAGAGGUGGUUGAAGAGAGCUCGACCAUCUCUCCGAGACCUGGGAUGGGCUCUGGGGCUCAGGUCGCGUCCGCCCCUCCCAUGCAAACGCAGUACAAUUCUCCGUCUUUGUCGAGAAAGCCAUUGCUAUCGAUCGUCCCAGCUAAUACAAAUGCUGCAAACACUGCCGUGCCAAAGUCUUCUCACACUCCAAACUUCUUCACACCUUUGGGUAGCCCGAUUAGGAGGGCUAUCCAACUCACCAAGCUCGACCCUCAGGAUGCUUGGCUUCCCAUCACUGAGUCAAGAAAUGGCAACGCAUACUACGCUGCCUUUCAUACUCUUUGUUCUGGAAUUGGAAUUCAAGCGCUUGUACUGCCUGUGGCCUUCACCAUUCUUGGAUGGACUUGGGGCGUAAUAAGCUUGACAGUGGCGUUUGUGUGGCAGCUUUACACGCUUUGGCUGUUGGUGAGGCUUCAUGAAUCCACUGAAACUGGGAUGCGUUAUAGCAGAUAUCUCCAACUUUUCAGCGCGACUUUUGGCGAGAAAAUGGGGAAGAUCUUUGCCCUGUUUCCAGUAAUGUAUCUAUCAGGGGGCACAUGUGUUGCCCUCAUAAUCGUUGGCGGUUCAACCACGAAACUUUUCUACCAAAUCGUGUGUGGCGGUCAUGGCUGCACAGAAAAACCGUUGACAAAUGUAGAGUGGUACUUGGUGUUUACAUCUGCUGCGGUGGUUCUGUCUCAGCUGCCCAACUUGAACUCCAUUGCUGGGGUGUCUCUAAUUGGUGCAAUCACAGCCGUAGGGUACUGCACUAUUAUGUGGCUGGUGUCCGUCACGGAGGGCAGGCUUGAUGGUGUUUCUUAUGAUCCAAUCAAGGAGAACGAAAAUAUGGCUACGAUUUUCAGCGUUCUGAAUGCACUUGGUAUCAUGGCUUUUGCUUUCAGAGGCCAUAACCUUACUCUUGAAAUUCAGGCAACCAUGCCUUCGAACGAGAAAAAUCCAUCACACGUGCCAAUGUGGGUAGGGGUGAAGGUCGCUUACGCAAUCAUCGCAGUGUGCUUGUUUCCCCUAGCCAUCGGAGGAUAUUGGGCUUACGGCCACAAGAUCCCAGCAAACGGUGGGAUGCUAACGGCAAUUUAUAAGUACCAUGGACGUGACACUUCCCAUUUUGUGUUAGCAUUAACAAGCUUAUUAAUCAUAAUUAACGCCGUGACAUCGUUCCAAAUAUACGGCAUGCCCAUGUUCGAUGACAUGGAGUCCAAAUACACCAAGAGGAAAAAGAAACCAUGCCCAUGGUGGCUGAGAUCUGUGUUCAGAGUGAUGUUUGGGUACGGAUGCUUCUUUGUGGCAGUGGCAAUCCCGUUCUUGGGCAGCCUGGCUGGUUUAAUAGGAGGGGUUGCAGUGCCCGUCACUUUUGCCUAUCCAUGUUUUCUGUGGUUGAAGAUUAAGAAACCCAAGAAAUAUAGCAUGAUGUGGUGGCUAAAUUGGGUGCUUGGACUUUGGGGCUCGGCUCUUAGCGUGGUGCUCAUCGCUGCUGGGAUUUAUGUUGUCAUUGACACUGGCGUUGAAGUUAGCUUUUUCAAGCCUCACUAGUCCAUACAUGAACGUACAACAUUAAUUUGGAUUGUAUUAUUGGUCGGCCUCUAGCCGUACGUUUAGUUUUACAUUUUUCAUUGUAAUGAACUUUUGUUCAUUUCUGAUCCUUUCAACCUUUCUUAGUUUAACAUGGCCUCGUUCUGAUAGUA